Molecule: messenger RNA, 1476 nt
Organism: Clavispora lusitaniae ATCC 42720
Lineage: Eukaryota; Fungi; Ascomycota; Pichiomycetes; Serinales; Metschnikowiaceae
Gene: DIT2
Product: putative cytochrome
Molecular function (GO): iron ion binding; heme binding; oxidoreductase activity, acting on paired donors, with incorporation or reduction of molecular oxygen
Source: RefSeq, a predicted model, not a curated record
AUGUUGAUUGAUAUAAUUAUUUCCAAUAUAAGUGUCAGUUUUUGGUGCUUAUGCUUCUUUUUCCUAUCAUGGAAAAUCUUCCGAAUUAUUUAUCCACCGUUUGACUUCCCUAAAAAUAUACCCACUAUUCCAUUUUACGCAGCUUUUGUGAGUUCAUUUCUAGGAUGGGACCAAAAUAAAGUAUACGCCCAUUACUAUCGUGAAAAUUUAGAGAAGUAUGGUGCUGCUAAGAUUUAUUUUGCGUCUAGAUGGAAUAUCUUAGUGACCAAACCUGAAUACCUUGCUCAAAUCUUUAAACAAAAUGAAAUUUUCGAAAAGAGUGGUAAUCAGCACAAAAUUCCAUAUUCUUUACUAGCAGAAUACACUGGUGACAAUAUUAUUAGCACUGGAAAUAAGUACUGGAAACUCUAUCGCAAAGCAGUGACCAAUAGCAUCCAAUUCCCAAAUUUGGAACCCUUGCAAACCAAUGCUACAGUGUUGAUUGAAAAUUUAUCUGCAGCUUCAGAUAACGGAUACUUUCCUAUUGCAGAUAUACUUCAAGCAUACACGUUGAAUAAUGUAGGGGAUUGUGUCAUAGGAACAAACUUCCAUAAAUCUGACAAUUUUGACAUUUCUACCAGCCUCAAAAAGGUCAAACAGGAGAUUUUUCGUCCCUUAUUCCUCAACUUUCCCUUAUUGGACUUACUUCCCUUUCCAAGCAGAAUCCGGGCAAGAAAAUUGGUACGUUCUUUCAAGAGAAAUUAUUGCAACAAGAUUUUGAAUGAGCUAAAUGAGGAGAAUAAAGGAAGGUUGGGACACAACCUUGCAACAUUUUGGAAACAAGGCGAUAUCACUGAAAAACAGUUCCAAGAUAAUGCCAUGAUAGCCAUGAUCGCUGGUCAUGAAAACCCCCAGUUGCUUUUAACAUCUCUCAUAUACGUCAUCGCAAAGUAUCCUGAAAUCCAACGACAAUUAAGAAGUGAGAUGAAUUCCUCCAAUUAUGAUGUUAAAGAGCAAAUUCCAUUAUUGAAAGCAGUUGUAUAUGAGACUAUUAGGCUCUUCCCACCUUUGGGACUAAUAGUUAACAGGAAAACGAGAAAAAAUGUGAUUUUGGGUAACGGUAUAUUUAUUCCGAAAGGUACUUAUGUUGGAUACAACAAUUUCGGGACACAAAGAGACAGGAACUACUGGGGGGAUGAUGCCGACGCCUUUCGUCCAGAACGUUGGGGAAAUGACGGAAAAAAAAUAGAAGAAAAGUACGCUGAGGCUAAGAGCAAGUGCACAUUACCUGCCUUCCACGGAAGAAGUAGGGCUUGCCUAGGUGAGAAAUUUGCUUUAGCAGAAGUAAGGAAGGCCGUGAUUGAGAUAUUGCAAAACUUCGAGAUUAGUCUUGACCCCUCCUGGAAAGAGCAACUCACUCCGGCAGGGCCAAUUUGUCCUUUGAAGUUAUCUGUCAUGCUAAAAAAGGUAUGCUCUGAACACGAGCAUAACAUAUAA